UCACCUGGUUUGGUUGUUGCGACGUGGAAAAGGAAGUAGACGCUGAAAUAUGAAAACAAGCUUUGGAUAAGCGCACCGUGAAAGCGAAGUCAUUAAUAGCAGCAAUGCCAUGAACCUCCUGUUUAGUUAUGCUGUAUAAUCAGAUUUGAUUCAUUUAUAGAUCAGAACAGAAAAUGUUUUUCUGACUGUAGUAUCGACAGCUUGCUACAGUAGCUCGGUGUUUGGGCCUGUUUGUCCAGCUAGCUUGUCAGCUGUAGCCUGACUGCUUACUAGCUACGUUAAAUGCUAAAGCUAAUGUCAGUAAGCUAGCUAGAUCCUCGGCAGCAACUGUCGCUGACUUUCUAUAGUUCAGAGGUCGAGGGAGAGCUCAUCGGUUUUUAAAUGUAUAGCAAUAUGAGUUGGUUUAACGCUGCGCACCUGUCUAGCUUUGCCAAGCAAGCUUUGACAACAGCUCAGAAAUCCAUCGAUAGAGUCUUGGACAUCAAAGAAGAGGAUCAGUGGGGAGAUGCCCUGGUACCGUCGUAUGACUUACCGAGGAAGACGUCCUUGAGUGAUGGCUGGGGGAACACUCCGUGGGAUUCUCCCCCUCAAGAGAGUGCGCCGACGGCUCCAUUGUCAACUGAGGCCAUCACGACACCUGUCACAAGGACCGUCAUAGAUGAGUCAGAGAAUUUCUUCAGUGCCUUUCUGCCCCCGGGAGAGCCGCAGAGUGUGACGCACACUCCGGUGGUGUCAGUGCCCCCCGCCAAAUCCCACCGGCUGCAGACCGAUGAACAGGAUGGGGCGGUGGUGGUCCAGGAGAGUUCCGUGCCAAAAAACUCAGCCUCUGUUGAGCCAGGAAAGGCUGAGGGGAGCGACCCUGUCUCGGUUGAGCCUGCGAAGCCGGCGGCCAUUGUCGACACCGCGCCCCUCAUAACAGAGCCUGAAAGUGUUGUGCUGGUGAGCGUUCCGGAAGAUGCCGAGCACCGAGUGGCCGACGAGAGCCAGGCGAAUUUAGACGGCGUGACCGCCUUUCCUCAGCCAACUGAGGCUGACCAGUCGCUUCCUCCCCCAAGCCAGGCAGAGUUUGCGGCCAGAACUGAGGGGGCGGGGCCUGUCGCGACUUUAGCUCCGGACAGCCCCUCGAAGCCCCAGCCCGCGCCCCCCAAGGACAUCCUGCUGGAGUCGAAAGACCCAAAAUCCGAGGACAGGCAGAGCAACACUCCCUCGCCUCCUGCCAGCACGUUCUCGUCCGGCACCUCCACUACCAGCGACAUCGAGGUGCUGGACCACGAGAGCGUGCUGAGCGAGAGCUCGGCCAGCUCCCGGCAGGAGACAGCCGAGUCCAAGGCCAGCCUGCAGCUGAUGCAGAGCUCCUUCCAGCUGCUGUCCUCCUCGGCCUGCGCCGACUUCCAGCGCCUGGACGACUACCAGAAGCUGACGGAGAGCUGCGGCUCCUCGGACGCCUUCGAGCGCAUCGACUCCUUCAGCAUGCAGUCGCUGGACAGCCGCAGCGUCAGCGAGAUCAACUCGGACGACGAGCUCCCCGGCCGGGCGUGCACGCUGGCCUCUGUCACCGCCGGGCCCACCACGCCCACCCCGCCCACGCUGGGCCAGGAGGAGGAAGAGGAGGCAGAGGAGGAGGAGGACAGGCUCACGGACACGGUCAAGGACCACUCGCUGGACGAUAACGAGAUGGAGGAGAGCGGGCGCAGUGCCACGCCAGUCAACUGUGAGCAGCCAGAGGAGCUGCUGGACACAGAAAGCCACCUCACGGAGCCCAGCCCAAUGAAUGAUGCCAGGAUACACUUGACUCCUCCAAUCACAGAGGACACCAGCGGAGUCUCCACCCCUAAGACACUAGAGCUUCAGAAGGUUAUCAGUGAACUGACUGAUCGGCUUGAAAAGAGAGAAUCGCAGCUGUUAGCUGCCAGCAAGGAAAAGGCCAGGCUGGAAGAACAGUGUGACAAUCUUAACGACGAGAUCAUAAGCUUGAAGGAAGAGAGCUCCACUGUGCAGUCGCUGAAAGAAGAGUUCACGCAACGGAUCGCGGAGGCCGAGCGUAAAGCACAACUGGCCUGCAAGGAGAGAGACAUUACCAAAAAGGAAAUAAAGGGGUUGAGAGAGGAUCUUUCUACAAGACUCAACUCUAAUGAGACCUUAGAGAUCAUCAGAGAGAAAGAAGAGCAGAUUAAAGGCCUGCUGGAAGAAGGGGAAAAGCUGUCCAAGCAACAGCUCCAGCACUCAAACAUCAUAAAGAAGCUAAGGGUGAAGGAGAAGGAGAAUGAGACCCUACUCACGAAGCAGAGCAAGAAGCUGAAGGAGCAGGAAGAGGAGCUGAAGCACUUACAGCAGGUUCUGGAUGGAAAGGAGGAGGUGGAGAGGCAGCACCGCGAAAACAUCAAGAAGCUGAACGGGGUGGUGGAGCGGCAGGAGAAGGAGGUGGGGAAACUCCAGAGCGACAUGGAGGAGCUCCAGGAGAAGAACCGCAGUCUGCAGUCCGCCCUGGACAACUCCUAUCGGGAGCUGGCGGAGCUGCACAAGGCCAACGCCACCAAGGUGAGCGAGGCCCAGGAGCUCGCGCUCAGCCGGGAGAUUCUGGCCAAGGAGCAGGUCACCAUGGCCCUGGAGAAGGCCCAGGAGGAGGCCCGCCUCCAGCAGGAGGCGCUGGCCAAUCAGGUGGCAGACCUGAGGCUGGCCCUGCAGAGGGCUGAGCAGCAGCAGGCCCGUAAGGAGGACUACCUGCGCGAGGAGAUCGGCGAGCUGCAGCAGAGACUGCAGGGGGCGGAGACGCGUAAUCAGGAGCUGAGUCAGAGCGUUACCUCGGCAACGCGGCCCUUGCUCAGACAGAUCGAGAACCUGCAGGCCACCCUGGCGGGCCAGACGGCAUCCUGGGAGAAACUGGAGAAAAGCAUCUCGGACAGGCUCGUGGAUGCCCAGGCUCAGCUCGCGGUUGCCGUGGAGAAGGAGCGCUCAGCGGCUGAGGAACUCCUAGCCAUCAAGGCCCAGCUGGCGUCCUUGGAGUCCCAGAAUUCCCUCCUGCGGCAGGAGAAGGGCCGUCUCCAGGGGCAGCUAGACGCUGAAAAGACAAGGCGGGAAAAGCUGGAAGAUGAUGGCAGCAGGGAACAUGUCGAGCUGGAGAACUUGCGUGGAGAGCACAGUCGAGCUUUGGAGGAGGCUCGAAAGGAGAAGCUGCUUUUGACCAAUCAGCUGGAGAUGGAGAGAAUGAAGGUAGAACAAGAAAAGAAGAAAUACUAUCUGGCACAGGAGGCCCUGAAAGAAAAGGAGAGGAAAGCCUUAGCACACUCUGUGUCAGAGCCCCCUGCUUCCUCCACCCCCUCUCUGUCUCGGUCCAGCUCUGUCAGCGGGGACAUGGCUGGUCUGCAGUCCUCUCUGCUGUCACAGCAGGAGGACUGUCUGGACCACUCGUUUGGCAUGACCAUGUCCGUGAGCGGGAGCAAUCUGUACGAGAUGGCUCGCCUGUCGGGCGGCUCCACCGUCAUCGAGAACCUCCAGUCCCAGCUGAAACUCCGAGAGGGGGAGAUCGCCCAUCUACAGAUUGAGAUCUCCAGUCUGGAAAAGACGCGCUCUAUCAUGGCGGAGGAGCUGGUGAAGCUGACCAGUCAGAAUGAUGAGAUGGAGGAGAAAGUGGCGGAGAUCCCCAAACUACGAGUGCAGCUCAAGGAGCUGGAGCAGAGACACAACACCAUCCUGCAAAUGUACGGAGAGAAGGCGGAGGAGGCGGAGGAGCUGAGACUGGACCUGGAGGAUGUGAAGAACAUGUACAAAACCCAAAUCGAUGAACUUCUGAAAAACCAGAAGUGAAUUCAAGCAGUUCUGAGCUUGCUUUCCAGCUUUCCAAAAGAGAAAUCGUAAUAAAGAGCUCCCUGUUGCACAUGCUGUGAGAGGGUGAUUGACAUUCUUAAUCCAUCUUUGACAGAGGGGUGUUCUUUCCUCACCAGUUUCGUUACUUCCAUCCAAAAAUCUGUUUUACUUACAAUUUCAAGUUUUAUUUUGUUUUUUUUAAAUUUUUUUAUUUUGUCCUAAAACAGUUUUAACUUACUAUUCGAUUGAGUAUGAGGGGAAAGAGCACUGUUACAGAAGGAAAAUCUCAGUACAGAGUACAGUUUUAGAGUGAUCUAUGAAGGGCAAAUAUUUUAGUUUUGGACCUUUAGACACCGUGUUUUUAGUUUCAUUAGGUUCAGUUGAAGGCAUACUAUCAUUUUAUACUGAACAUUUGACAUGUUUAAUCAAGUUUGAGGUGUUGGUUUAAUUGACUUGAAUUUACUUUAUUUUAUUUUAUUUUAUUUUAUUUUAUUUUAUUUUAUUUUAUUUUAUUUUAUUUUAUUUUAUUUUAUUUUAUUUUAUUUUAUUUUAUUUUAUUUUAUUUUAUUUUAUUUUUUCAGAUCACUACUCAUUUGCUUAAAUGUAAAACCUGAGAUUUUUCACAUUCUAGUCUUACUUGGGUUAUUAUUGAAGGCAUGGGACCAGGCAUGUGGCUGUGUUUUAUGAAUCUUCCAUGGUUUGCAGAGCAAGUAACCCAGACGUGAGAGGCAAACAUUUUGGGAUGUCAACUGUUUUGUGUCCUUAAAGAAUUAUUUUUACUUCCAAGGUGACACUUCCAAAAUAUAUUUACAUUGAUUUAGCCGUGAAUUCAGUAUACUAUUAGGAGGGUGUAAUUAUAUUUCUGGAAGCAAAACUCAUAUCAAACAUUAACAUAUAAGAUAUGACAAUAUGUAUCUUUCUGCUGUUUAUGAAUGCAUUUGAUUACACUGAUGCAUCUGUGUUUUAUAUUUAUGUGAAAUUAAAUCUUGUAGCACACUGUAGCAGAUUAUUCUAAGAAGCAGAAUGAAAAAUAUAGCACAUGUGGGGUUUGUCCUAUUUACCUGUUGUAAAUUAAUGUAAAUACAAAUUUAUGAGAAUAAAGGGUUUAGGAAAAUAAAAUCUCAAUUACAUAUGCUA
Molecule: messenger RNA, 4941 nt
Organism: Anguilla anguilla (European eel)
Lineage: Eukaryota; Metazoa; Chordata; Actinopteri; Anguilliformes; Anguillidae
Gene: tmf1
Product: TATA element modulatory factor 1
Exons: 17
Coding region: 382-3804 (1140 amino acids)
Cellular component (GO): endoplasmic reticulum; Golgi apparatus
Source: RefSeq, a predicted model, not a curated record